Pyrgilauda ruficollis (rufous-necked snowfinch) is the source of this 601-nucleotide messenger RNA. Its product is annotated as protein ELYS-like. The record is from RefSeq and is a predicted model, not a curated record. NCBI's taxonomy places the organism in Eukaryota, Metazoa, Chordata, Aves, Passeriformes, Passeridae. The coding region runs from base 101 to 601 and encodes 166 amino acids. The transcript has 4 exons.
CUGCUGCUUAGCCGGGCUGCGGCUGCGGGCUUCUGUAGGAGGCCGUGCUGCCUGACAGCCAAGGACUGCCUGACGUGCUGCUCUGGGAAUUAAGUGAAGAAUGCGAGACCUAACGGCUCAGGUAACGAGCAGUCUGCUGCAGUUUCCAGAGGUGACUGUUGAGGCACUUGGGGAAGAUGAGAUCACCCUAGACUCUGCACUGUGUGGGAAGUUUUCUGGAGGCAGAAGCGGCCUGGCGUGGCUGGCGUGCGGGCCCCAGCUGGAGGUGGUGAACUCGGUGAGCGGAGAGCGGCUCUCUGCGUAUCGCUUCAGCGGAGUGAACGAGCAGCCUCCCACCGUCCGCGUGGUGAAGGAGUUCUCUUGGCAGAAGAGGACUGGACUCCUGGUUGGGUUGGAGGAAACAGAGGGAAGCGUUCUCUGUCUGUACGACCUUGGGAUCUCAAGAGUGGUUAAAGCAGUUGUUCUUCCAGGAAGGAAUGAGGAAAAAGCAGUGCAUAGCAUAGUGGAAAAAUAUGUCAUUUCAGGAGCUUCAACAUGGAAUAUUGUUGGAAUACUCUUUGAAGAACUAGUAAAGAUUCAUUUUAAUACAGUUGUACAAUGA